AUGCAGAAGAACAGAGAGAAAAGAGAAAGGGAAAGGAGAGAAGAAGAAAGAAAGGAGAAAGAAAGGGAAAGGAAAAUGAAAGAAUGGCGUGAGAAAAUGGAAAUUGAAAAGAUGCAGAAAGAAAAAGAGAGGCAAGAGAAAGAACAGAAAGAAAGGGAAAAAAGAGAAAGAGAAGAAAAGGAAAGAAGGGGAAAGAAAAUGAUGGCGCUGAAGGAGAAAAAGGGAACUAAUGAGAUGCGUGAAGAAAGGGAUGGUGAGCUGCUGGAGAACGAACAAAAUAAGAAAAGAAAGAGCGAACAUCUGAAAGGAAAUCAUACGACCUCCAUAGAAAACAAUGACUCCAAUGGGGACUCGGAAAAGAUAACAGCUUUAACCCCUUUAAACUCCAACAUUACUCCUAUGACCACGGGGAUGACAAGUUUCACUCCCACUUACAAACCUGAAACAGUACUGAUGACCUCAACGAAACAUCCAAACGGAGCCUAUACUGAAGAGGUCGGGCGUUCCAAAAAGGUUUUGGGUGGCGACACCACAGUGAACACUGAUGGUGACUACAAAGACGAGGACCAUGUUGGUGUUGCCGACGCUGAUGCCGAUGAUGUUCGUGUGACAGAAGAAGCAAUGGGGGGAGUAAAUCGAUGGGAUAUCCUUGGUAACAACAACGGUGCGUCUCUUGGCAGCGUCUUCAGUACAGUCUGCUGCGCAGCGGCAACAGCAAUCCUCAUUUACACCGUAAUAUAG
Messenger RNA from Haliotis rubra (blacklip abalone), 741 nucleotides. RefSeq names its product DNA ligase 1-like. NCBI's taxonomy places the organism in Eukaryota, Metazoa, Mollusca, Gastropoda, Lepetellida, Haliotidae. The transcript has a single exon. The record is from RefSeq and is a predicted model, not a curated record. The coding region runs from base 1 to 741 and encodes 246 amino acids.